Messenger RNA from Acanthosepion pharaonis, 1281 nucleotides. The record is from the annotation of a GenBank genome assembly. NCBI's taxonomy places the organism in Eukaryota, Metazoa, Mollusca, Cephalopoda, Sepiida, Sepiidae.
AUGGCUGCCAGCGGGUCUCACGUGCAAGUAAAAUUGUUCACUAAACAAUCUCAAUAUUCAGUUCCUGAUACACCAUUCUCUGUGCCUGACAAUGCCGGUCCAAAAGAACUUUGCUCUUUGAUCAAUGGCUUACUGAAAGAGAGUGCAACAUUUCUUUCUUCUCUAAUUGAUUUUGACUUCCUGAUCAAUGGAGAAUUCCUCAAUGUUUCACUGAAAAGCCAUAUCCAGGCAAAAAACAUUCCUGCUGAAACUGUUAUUGAAAUUGAAUACCUUGAGCAACACCCAGCACCACAGCCUGAAGACUCUUUGAUUCACAACGAUUGGAUCAGCUGCUUAGAAGGGAAUUUGCAAUUUAUACUUUCUGGUUGCUAUGACAACACUGUCCACCUCUGGACAACAAAAGGAGAAAGCCUGACCAUUAUUCCUGGGCAUUCGGCCCCAGUGAAAUGUGUUUCUUGGAUCAACCUCAGUGAAGACGAUCCAGUGAGUGAAUUCAUCAGCGGAUCUCAUGAUCAGACAUUGUUGCUUUGGAAAUGGCAUAGAGACACAAAUGAAGUGGAUUGUGUUUGUGUGUGUCGGGGACAUGCAGCCAGUGUUGACUGUGUCAGUGUAGAGAAAACUGGGAGGAAAAUUUGCAGUGGCUCAUGGGACAGUCUACUCAAGUUGUGGUCAACAGAUGCUGAUGCCAAUUGUGAUGUGCCCGAAAGUGAACAGAGGCCUUCAAAAAAGAAAAAAACUGCUGCACCCAAAAUUCAGUCACGUGUUCCUUUACUAACUUUGUCUGGACACACUGAAGGAAUCUCGUCAGUCAGCUGGUUGGACCAAACCACCGUUUGCUCAGCUUCCUGGGAUCAUACAAUCAAACUAUGGGACAUGGAAAAGGCUGAAGUGAAGUCGUCCAUUCAAGGUUCCAAAGUCUUUCUGGAUUUGUCAUAUUCUCCUCACAACCACUUAAUUGUCACUGGAUCUGCAGACAGACACAUCAGAUUGUGGGAUCACAGAACAUCAGAAGGUGCCAUUGUGAAAAGUUCGUUUACAUCUCAUCGUGGCUGGGUAUCUGGUGUUUCAUGGUCACCAAACAACAGCAAUCAUUUUAUAUCUGGCUCUUAUGAUAUGUUGAUGAAACUUUGGGACAUGAGAAGUCCCAAAGCUCCUUUGUACAAUAUGACUGGACACGAGGACAAAAUUCUGGCCGUUGACUGGUCAAUUCCAGACCUUCUUUUGUCAGGCGGAGCUGAUAACCACCUGAAGAUUUUCCAACAGAAAGAAUUGUCAGGUUAA